This is a messenger RNA of Chenopodium quinoa (quinoa), 354 nucleotides long. Its product is annotated as late embryogenesis abundant protein 29-like. The transcript is spliced from 3 exons. Lineage: Eukaryota; Viridiplantae; Streptophyta; Magnoliopsida; Caryophyllales; Amaranthaceae. The coding region runs from base 1 to 354 and encodes 117 amino acids. The record is from RefSeq and is a predicted model, not a curated record.
AUGGCAAGCAACCAACAAACUCAAGAAAUCAGCCACAAAGCCAAUGAGGCUGCUACCCAAGCUCAGGAGAAGAGUGAAGGAGUUAUGGCCCAAGUCAGCAGUGCAGCAUCAGGAACUGCUCAACAAGCCACUCAGAUUCUUCAACAGACAGGGGAGCAAGUGAAGAGCCUUGCAACAGGAGCAGCUGAAACAGUAAAGAGCACUUUGGGAUUAAACAACACCAGUGAUGCAGCAGGCAGCAACCCUACUGCUGGCACCACGACCGACACCACCACCACCCCAAGCAAUACACCAAGCACCACCCCAGACAAUGCACCCAUCAGCAACGCGUCGCCUGCCAAUCCAAAGAAUUAA